CCUUAAUAUUUCCCUUUACAUUUGGAAGUCUUCAAAAAGGAAGAACACACUUUCCAACAGGCGAUGAUGAAGAAAGGCACAUAGGAAAAGUGUCUAAGAAGAGGAGUUCAAGAUGGAGGAAACAUGGGAACUUCAGCUGACCACUGCUCUGUAUAUGACCGCUGAUCUCUUAAUCUCCACCAACCUAACCUCCCUCAGCAACCUAACCAACAGCACCAACACCAGCUCCAUCCUCGCUGUCUCCAGCAUCAAGCUCUCCCCUUAUUACCAGCACUCCCUGGUCAUAGCAGCCAGUUUUACCCUGGCCUACCUGUUUAUCUUCCUGCUGUGCAUGGCAGGUAAUAGCCUGGUGUGCCUCAUUGUGAUGAGGAACCGUCACAUGCGGACAGUCACCAACUUCUUCAUUCUCAACCUGGCUAUCAGUGACCUGCUGGUGGGCAUUUUCUGCAUCCCCACCACACUGGUGGACACCAUCAUCACAGGGUGGCCUUUUAGCAAUGCUGUGUGCAAGCUAAGUGGUCUGAUACAAGGGACAUCAGUGGGUGCCUCUGUCUUCACCUUGGUUGCCAUCGCUGUGGACAGAUUCCGCUGUAUUGUUUACCCCUUUAAGCCUAAGCUAACUCUUCUUGUUGCUAAGGCAACUAUAGGGCUGGUAUGGGCUCUUGCAUUGGCGAUCAUGCUUCCGUCAGCUGUGAUGCUGAUGGUGAAGGCAGAGGAGGGUCAUUUCAUGGUUUCCAGUGACAACCAGACCUUUCCUCUCUAUUCCUGCUAUGAAACCUGGCCGGACCCGGAGAUGAGGAAGGUUUACACCACAAUCCUGUUCACACUACUCUAUCUGGUGCCCCUGGCUGUCAUUAUAAUCAUGUACGGCUGCAUCGGGGCCAAGCUCUACUCUCCAGCUGUACUGUCCAGUAGGGGGCACCUAGACGUCAAGUCCCCCAUCUCCCAGAGGAAAGUCAAAGUGGUUAAGAUGCUCAUUGUAGUUGCCCUCCUCUUCAUGCUGUCCUGGCUGCCUCUCUGGACUCUGAUGCUCAUCACAGACUACGCUACACCUGGGGGGGAACAACUAGACCUUCUGACCGGCUACAUCUACCCCUUCGCCCACUGGCUGGCCUUCUCCAACUCCAGCAUCAACCCUGUCAUCUAUGGUUACUUCAAUGAGAACUUCAAGAAGAGUUUUAAGGCCGCCUGUCGCCCUGGGAUUUGUUGCAGUAUGGUCCCUCGCGAACCUGUGGUGAGCCAGGUUCAGGAAGGGCCUCUGCGGGACACAGUCCGAAACGCCAACCUUCUCGUCAGCCUCGGGAUGAGAAACCGUAUCUACACCGACAGUGACCUCACGGGCUGCGUACGUCUGGAGAUGGAGCAAAGGAGGGAAGAGGGCUCGGCAGAGGCAGGUGUCUUGAGGGACUCUGGGGCUGAGGGAGGUAGCAUCAACAGCCGAGUGUCAAUGAAAAGACGUCUUCAUGCUGAUCAUGUUGAUAAGAUCUCUCCAAUGGGGGUCACUGUUUGUCAGGUAUGGGAGCUUUGAAGGGCAGCUCAUGGGUGGACCACAGGAGUGGGGCAUGUAAAUACAUGGUGAAGUUGGAGACUGAAGCAGUUGAAAAUAACAGGGUACUGUCAUAUUAUUACCUACCUGACAACAGUAACCAAAUCUAGAGGAGUGUACAUACCACAUUGAAAUCUCCUAAUGUCAUGUAUAGUAUACAGGAUCUCCUAUAGGGGGCCUUAUUAAAUGUUUAAUGGUAAAUUACAUUUCUCAACUUCAGGCAUCAUUGCUGGGAAAAAAAGAAAUUACUGAUGAUUAAACUCACAAUUUUAUCUCGGCAGGCAUUUUAUUUGGAGAAUAUUGCUGGUUUAAAACCUUGGUAAAUCAGUUUGCUACUCCCAGCCUCUAGCUGACUAAAUAAUAUUUUAGCUCCUGUGUUGUAAAUUCAACAGGUUACUCCCAUCAAUUACGUGCUGACCGCCUUUCUGAUGAUUGAUCCGCUGGGGUAGAUAUGCUUGACCUGUUUUGCCUCCUGCUUUCCACCUGACUUCAUUUCUGAAUUAUUCGGAGAUGUAUUUUAUUCUGAUGAUUAUACCUGGUAAGUCCUCAUUGUUUGGAAUGUACAAAAGCAGUGACCC
Molecule: messenger RNA, 2124 nt
Organism: Esox lucius (northern pike)
Lineage: Eukaryota; Metazoa; Chordata; Actinopteri; Esociformes; Esocidae
Gene: npffr1l3
Product: neuropeptide FF receptor 1 like 3
Exons: 5
Coding region: 113-1528 (471 amino acids)
Biological process (GO): G protein-coupled receptor signaling pathway
Cellular component (GO): membrane
Molecular function (GO): neuropeptide receptor activity; peptide binding
Source: RefSeq, a predicted model, not a curated record